Messenger RNA from Phaeodactylum tricornutum CCAP 1055/1, 2120 nucleotides. RefSeq lists its product with no specific name. The transcript has a single exon. Lineage: Eukaryota; Bacillariophyta; Bacillariophyceae; Surirellales; Neidiaceae. The record is from RefSeq and is a predicted model, not a curated record. Bases 706 to 1995 code for a protein of 429 amino acids.
CACAGUCAAUAAACACCAAAUUCAUUCCGACGGAUCUUUGCCAAAUUUCAAGACCAACGAAUUCGUUACAACAACCUUUUUUUAAACUAGAGAAUAGUUUGGAGCUGCGGUGAGUGGAUCCUGGGAGGUAAGCGAGCCUUGUUCAUAUAGACCAUAUUCGAGCUCUUCAGGGAUAUCGUAUCAAUCGCGACUGAGUUUCUGCUGCUUGAAAAGACCUGUUCCACUAGUGUAAUUAUUGGUUCGGUCACUUUGGAACCGAUAUACCUUCAAUCCUCGUUUGAUUUGGGAGUGAGAGGUUGCAAAGGGGUCUUGCUUUCAAGACGGAAGUUUCCGAACACCCGAUCUCCAUCGUCUAGCGUUCCCGACCGUUCCUUGUCGAGCGUGCCCAGUAUCACAAUCGUGAAUGUCUGAGUAUGCGAUACUUAUUGAAAUGCACAAAACUAUAUAUGCAAUCCUGGUUUGAUUUUAUCCACCUUUUAGAUUGUUUAGAUAAGGACAACAAAUUGCGAUUUGUCUCAGAAAGUCAUUCUCUGGGCGUCCGUACCACAUCUCCAGUUGUCUCGCACGCUUCUCACCACGAUGAAUUUUCCUCCUAAUUUCUCUAGUCCUUUGUUUCUACGACUCUUAGAAUUUCCUGGCGAGCGCUUCCAUUUUGGUAGUGCUUUUGGUAUUGCACGCUGAGCAGUAAAUCGUUUCGGUGUGUUCAUGGAUCAAAGAGAGGUCGACGAAGCCGAAGCGCAGCUUGCUCGAGCUCUGGGCCUGUCGAAUUUCGAUUCCUCCUCGAACGAUUCAAGGGAUCCGGAACAGCAAUUCAUCCCCGACCCCUACGCCGAACAGGUCGAUCUAUCAAAGCUGCGUGGCGUGGCCAGUGGUGACAAUAAGAAAGUGGACGACGAUUCCGAGACCGAUCUGGAAGCCCUCGCCGAACUGGUUCCCGACAUCAAGUCAAGACGCAAGAAUACGGAUAGCAGCGGUAUUGAAGUUGGAUCCCAUUCACACAUUCCCAUGCCUGCACAGGAUCAGUACAAGUCUUCUCCGGCAUUAGACGAAGUGAUCGCAAGGGCAGAUUGCGCGCCUCCUCCCUCGGACGAGGAUUCGACCGACGGCCGUAGACUUAGCAUGCCAUCGGCCACCGAUUACUUGAAACAUACGGUAUCCACGCAGGCGAACGGGUCCCGUAAUGUGGAUGACGUUUCGAAACUAAGUUCGAUGAAAGGCGGUAACAAGGACAGGACAGGGCAUGUUUAUAAGCCAAGCAAAGGACCACGUGUACCUGCUGAUGAGGAUGAAGAAUACGACGAGGACACUCUUGGAGAAUAUCCGAGGUCGGAGCACGUGCUGGGGGAGGCCGAAAAUGUAUCUAAGGACUUUAUGAAUCCGUCUUCAGGGCAGUCUAUCUCCACCGCCACACAGACCCACGAAAUGCGCAUGCCCAUGUUCCUCCCGACCUUCAAACCUGCUACGGGCUGCACCAAUGCCUCAGACUUUGUGGUGCGCUGCUUCGUUGCCCGUCUGCGAUCGGGCAUUACAGUGGUAAAACAUGGGCGAUCCAGGUGGUGCAAGUCGCGAUUGCGAGUCCUGCACAUUCAUCCGGACGGUCGAUCCCUCAGUUGGAGGCCUGCUGAAGGAGAGCCCACCACAAAUAGACGCCCUCCCAAGCUCGACUUGAGUACUUGCCUCGAAGUCCGGCACGCCUGGAGCCCUGAUCCUCACAAUCCUGUCUACACAGGCACACCUAUUCUGCGACAAAAAUGCGAAGCUGCGAAUGCACACAAGUCCUUUGCGUUGAUUUUCAAAGGUCGCACCGUCGACAUCACGGCCGUCACUGCGGAUCAGUGCAAGGUGUUGAUGGAAGGCUUUUCGGCUUUGUGUUUUCGGUUGCAGGUGGCUAAUCUUGCUGGUCGCAAAAAAACUCGGCCCAUGCCGGAAGAAGAUGGUAUCAGCACAACGGCCAGCAACACUCUGACCAACAAUUCCUCGGCUCCCCGUAGAUAAUAUGCCGCACUUAUAUUUGCACCAAUAGAGAGGCGAGAGGCAGUGUCCUUCUCGCUACUCUCUAUGUAUGGAAGCUUACUGUUAAUUCAACUCGCAUAUUUUAAAAAAACUUUCUACCAUGUCCU